Molecule: messenger RNA, 207 nt
Organism: Trichoderma aggressivum f. europaeum
Lineage: Eukaryota; Fungi; Ascomycota; Sordariomycetes; Hypocreales; Hypocreaceae
Exons: 3
Coding region: 1-207 (68 amino acids)
Cellular component (GO): endoplasmic reticulum
Source: RefSeq, a predicted model, not a curated record
AUGGCCCAAACCCUCGAGCAGCGCCGGCGCAACGCCAAGUUCGCCAAAGACCAGGAGAACAAGAUGGGCAAGUCCGAGGACCAGCUCAAGAAGCGCACCAAAGAGACUCCCAAGUCGCCCAUCUCCAUCUUUUGGCUCGCCCUGCUUGGAUUCGUCGUCUUCGGCGGACUCGUCUUUGAGCUCCUCUCGCGCUUCUUUGGCCUCUAG